Molecule: messenger RNA, 1178 nt
Organism: Esox lucius (northern pike)
Lineage: Eukaryota; Metazoa; Chordata; Actinopteri; Esociformes; Esocidae
Exons: 7
Coding region: 10-1062 (350 amino acids)
Source: RefSeq, a predicted model, not a curated record
UUCUCAUUCAUGCUACCAUUUGCGGUUGUGGAUUUUUUGCAUGGUGGAGGUGUGGCAAUAUUACCCUGCAAGUGGUUUACUGGACCAGAGGAAGAUACAUGUUACUGGCCACCAGGACGACUCAACAUAAGCAAGGCAGUAAAAGAUGAAAUUCUUCCGAACCCUACUUGGCCCCAGUUCAAAGUGCGUGUCCUGGGAAAAGCAGGAACCUAUGCCCACGCCACAGAAAAGCUUUUAAAGGCCGAAGCGACCUCAGACUUACAGACGGAGUCAGAUUCUGGAAGGCGGAUGGGAAAAGGGAAUCGCAAAAGAAAGCCAGUGUGUCUGUCAAGCUCUGAUGAGGAACUCGGUGGUGCCGGGCAUGAUCAUCCAUCCAGUGUGCCUUCACCUCAACCAAUUCCAGAGAACCUCCAACCGCAGGCUCCCCACUCACUCAAGACCCGUCCAUUUAUUCAACCACCUUCAAUUCCUUUAAUGACCGUUGCUUCAGAACACCCCAGCAGAGUUCUGCAAGGUGCCAGUUCUGCAUUUAGAGAUGCCAUGUUUGCACGUCUCCUAACCGUCCUGGAGGAAAUAAAGGAGACGCAAAGGGUCCAUGGGAGGAUGAUACAGUCACUCCUCACACAACGGGAUGCAAGUGCAGUUACAGCACUUCCAGAAGAUGUUGUUUUCCCACUGAGGACGGUCUCGGAUGUUGCUGCAAUGGAGCAAAAAUUGGCAGACCCCACCUUCCACAAACAAGUGGUUGGCGUGGUGGCAGAAAUUGGAGGGAGAUCAUUGGAUGAAGCCACCAGAAGAAUGAUGGCCUUCCUUUUUGACCACACCCUAUCUAGAGAGUAUAUUUUGUUGGCCGCCAUGGAAAGCAAGAGUUUCGGGGGCUCAAACUGUUUGAGGUUGUAUAUGGAAAGAAAUGCCCUUACAAACCAUAUUACAAGAAGAGAUGCUGAAAAGGCGGUGUCUAAGUGGCUAAUUGGUGCCAGGGACAGGGGAGGAAACCGCACAGCGAGGGCACGUGGUGGAGAGCAAGAUGGGGCCGCUGGGAGAGCGACAACAGAAGACUGAGAUUCUGUACUUUUGUUUUUGUUUGUGAAUUAUAGUUUUCUGACAGGACUGAAAAACUGCACUUUUGUUUUGUUUCUGAAAUAUAAAGUUUGUCAAAAGCUUUCACUUUUGAUAGU